This is a messenger RNA of Chilo suppressalis (striped riceborer), 11442 nucleotides long. The record is from the annotation of a GenBank genome assembly. NCBI's taxonomy places the organism in Eukaryota, Metazoa, Arthropoda, Insecta, Lepidoptera, Crambidae.
GUGACAGCAGCAGUUGUACGAACUUUAGGCAUUCUGUGUCAAACGGAAACAGCCACAGAACAAAAAACAGGAUUUUGUGCAGGUUUUCUCUAGAAUUUUGAUAUUGAUAAAUAUUGAAGCUUCAACAUACUACAAUAAGAAAAGUCUAUAAAGUAAUUCGUAUAUAUUUUGUCCCCUACAACAAUAUCGGAGACAAUGUCAGAUGAACAUAAGCCAGUCAACGAAAAUGAUUUGAAAGAGUUAAAAAAUAGGAUGAAUUUAAUCGUCAGUGCCGAUCCAGCUCAAUACCACAAUGACUUUUCAUUGAGAAGAUAUCUCAGAGCAUUUAAAACUGUUGAUCAAGCUUUCCAGGCUAUUAUAAAAACCAAUAAAUGGAGAAUAGAAUAUGGAGUUCCAGAGUUACAAAAUGACAAGAAAUUAAUAGAAAAGUAUGCUAACAAAGCACGGGUAUUGAGGCAUCGGGAUAUAGUUGGCAGACCAAUUGUUUAUAUACCUGCUAAGAAUCAUAGCUCCAGUGAUAGAAACAUUGAUGAACUAACCAAAUUUAUUGUUUGUUGCUUGGUUUUGAAAAACCUCAUAUGGCUGUUAAGCAGGCACUAUCCGGAAAGGUUGGGAGUCUGCCUCAUUAUCAAUGCUCCAACAUUCUUCUCUGGCUGCUGGGCUGUAAUAAAGGGCUGGCUUGAUGAAAAUACUGCAGGCAAGGUAACUUUUGUAAAUUCAGAGAUGGAUCUCUGUCAGUACCUGAUACCAGAUAUACUUCCGACUGAUGUGUAAUCUUUGGAGAGAUUAGAUUGAUAGGGUAUCCUGUAAGUAUGUAUCAUUUAAAAUUUACAACCUAAACAUGUGAAUAUCUAUAGACCUUUAUGAGUAAGUUAACAGUAAAUGAUAGUCAUUUAAAAAUGCUAAAUUUUAUACUGAUCACUAUCACAGUGUGAAAAUUAUUACCAAAUGUCAAGUUAGAUUUUAUUUAGGGCUAUUUUUUCAAUUGUAGUUUCAGUAGUUUUUGAGUUGCUCUGCAACAUACAAAUCUUUCCUGUUUACAAUAUUAGUUUAUGGUAUGGUAUCUGCUUGAUGGUAUCUAGAAUAUCACUUGCACAUCACCUCAUUACCUUCUGGUUACUUCUGGUUAGUUGAUUUCACUGAUCUUGAAGCUAUUCCUUUGAAGUACUAUAGUCUUUUGACUUUGGCGUGAGACAAAAUGUAAACAAAUAAUCUGAUGUUCUAUAAUUUUCUUAAAGUCAGAAAGUACUCACUAGUCAAUGAUUACGUAUAAUUUAUGUUAUGUAUAAUUUAUUAACAACUUCAAACUUAACAUAAAAAAAUAACAACAAACUCAACAAAUAAAAUAAGGAAAUAACAAGAAUUGAACAAAUAUGAUAGAAUAUGCACGCUUGCGUCAACAGGCUGAUCGGGAAGUAAAGAUGGCUGACAUAAACCAACCGAUUACAACACUUCAACGUAAAACACUUAUAUCAUGUCUACUCUUAAAUUUUGUCAUAUUAUAAUAUGUGUUAAGUUUGGGAAUGAUUGUGUUUUUAUGAGUAACAUAAAAAUAUACGAAUUUAUGAUGAGUAUGUACGUUAAAUAUGUGUGAAAAAUUUUACUUUCUUAUUCAUAUGUAUGUACCAGCUUUUAAAAUAAUUAACAUAAUGUUUCCCUGCAUUGCCUAUGUAAAUAGUAUUUAAUUUUUACUUUUGUCAAACAUGACCAUAAAAGGUAUCCUUUUUAUGGUUUGUUUUCAUUUUGUCGCACGCCAUUGUGAAUAGACUAUAGAAGUGUGUGGGGUUUCCAGAUCUGAUGAUGAAGGAUUAUUACAUAAUCAGCCAUGAAUGAAAACAGAAUUAUAUCCAUUACCACUUUAACUUUUAGAGAUUAGAGUUAAGUCACAGUUCUUUAGAAACAGAGAUUUUAAAACUUUUAGGCCUGAAGUUGUCAUUAAUAUAUGUUUUAAUGGUUUUUGUUUUAAUUUUUUUAUCUGCUGUCUUACCGUGAACUCUGAACAGGAAGCAGUUGCAAAAUUUCCAAAAAUAUUCUUUAAUAGGCUAUUUGACAGAAUGAAAAAUGUUGUUGGUUGUUUAUUUAAUAAGAAUAUUAGCAGCAAUUUCACUAUUCUGAAAUAACAAAUAAAUAAUAACUUUUCUUAAAAAUCAACAUAUGGUUCUUACUUAAUUCCAUUAAUUGUGGUGGAAUUUCGCGGCUAUGUUUUUUACAGAAAUUAUUAUUAAAAAUGAGAGGGGUAAAACAAGAAAGUAAAAAAAAGAAAACAAGUUUUUUUUACUUUUUUUAUUUAUAAUAAUUAUAGUAAAAAGGUCUUUAUGUUCAAUUUGAAUUCUUCUUUUCCACGAUGUCUCCACUACCCAAUCGGCAAAUUCCCCUUUAAUAUUACUUAUAAUAAAUUUUCUUAUGAGGACCUGCCCAUGGCUCUCUGUCCUCUGGGCAUGUGUACCAUCGGGAGCAAUUAAUCUAUUUUCCUGAUCACUAUGAUUAACUUUAUGAUGGGUAUGCCUAUGUUUGGGAAGGCAAUCGUAUGCUCUCCAGAGAUCUGUAUAGAUAAUGGAGCCCUCCCGAAAAUGUUUUUUGAUGAUGAGUAUUAAUGUUUCCACUGACCGCUCGUUAUCGGGACAAACUUCUAGCAGUAAGUCCUCACUGCUAUCCUCCACCAUAGGAAUGACCCAGUGGCCCUCAAUAUGACGUCCUCUAUUAUAUUUGCAUUUUUCAAACUUUGAUUCAUCAAUUUGGAUGUUUUUCCAGGGCCAACGAUCAUUGGUAUUUCUUUUUCUUUUUGCUUGCAUAGUUGCUUCCCGACAAUAGCUGACCCAAUCAGCUGUUGUCCUGAAUGAUGAACUGUAUUUUCUCUAAAUUCAUUCUCAAAGUCUCACGUCCAAAUCUUCGUAUGUUCCAUUGAGUACGAGUAAAUACAUUAGUUUAAACACGGUCGUUAUUGGUAACCAUGCUUGUUUAAACCAGGUUCCUAGGGCCUGGCUAUAGGUUUUCCUCCUUCAGUUAUAUAACUGACGAACACCUAAAUAUUCCAAAAUUUUGUAAAAUUCGCACCAAUCUCAUUUUUUCACGAGGCACAAGUCCAUUCUCCUCCGCAAACCGAAUGCGAGUUGCAAGUUCCACUGUAGACGAACCUCUUCACAGUAUAAAUGGAUUCGCCUUCCAGAAGAUCAUGAUAGGGAAGAUGCAAUAUUUUUAUUUUAAAGAAUUCCAUGUAGAAUAAACCACAGAUAUAAUAAAAAAUUAAAACAUUGUAAUAUAUCGGAAAAAAAUGCGGUUUUAAAUUGACACUUUCAUUUCUACACUUGACAACUCUGCACUUUGGAAAAAAAUAGUUGCAACCAUGUCAACACUAACCCUUGGUAAAUUCCUGGAGUCUGCUUUAAUAAACCCAACUACCAUUUUUAUCAAAAAAACGCAAUUAAUAUUCCCAUAAAAUAAUAUUCACUUUUACAACCUUAUCCUCAAAUAAGUUGUCAUAACAGUAGUGACGUCACUAAACGCUGAUUGGUGUUUUAAAAUACAUUUUAUUCAAGUAACUUUUAAUUCGUAAUUAUUGUUAAAAAACAACAUUAUGUAAAAUAAAAACGUUGCAGUAGCCUUUCUUUUAUAUUUUUUUAACAUUUUAAUCAUAAAAUUUUCAUAAAUAUUAUAUUUGCAUCUUCCCUAUUGCUGCAGUUGAGCUGAAUCCUCAUCUGAAAUGAAGAAAUUAAUACAAUUAUAAUACUUUAAAAGAUAAAGCAAAAAUCAAAAGUAGGUACGGGUCGCGCGAUGCUUACGGCUUUGUUACAGCAGGCGGGGGCUGCUCUCCCUCCGCGCCUUCGGGCUCUAUAUACUCUAGGGGUAGAGCAGACCAAGACCACGGCGUGUCGGGAUUGACCAAGUCGGUUCUGAAUAAAAGAUUGUUGUAAAGCCACAUUUACUUUUUUCUAAGUGUUGAGCCCAUACUAUUUUCUAUUUACCAAGUUUACCAAGUAAAUAAUAGCAAAUGUAUUUUUUACCUGAGGACUCAGAUAAUCCAAUUGGAGCAAUAUCAGCAGUGGUAGAACACCCAGCAAUGGGCUUAUCGCUUUGGCCACUGGGUACUGAAGAGGAGCACCCGGCAAUGGGUUCCAUCUCACCAACAGGGUGCACAAGUGGCUCAUUAGAGUCCAACACUUGUACAAUCAAGGGCACUGAAGUGGUGUUCGACACAAGCGGGUCAUUAGAGUCCAAAACUCGCCUACACUCGACUCUUCAGGCGGAGGCACAGCAAAACUCAAGGCCGGGGGCUUUGAGGACGCCAUGGUAGUCAGACGAUGUAAAUAUCAACAGGAGUACGAAAACCCUCUCAACUGCGACGAACACAAAAAUUGCUGACGGAUCUCAAAAUAAACACAAAAUGGCGGUCCAUAUGUCGUUACAAGAGUACCAACAUAAUAGAUAUUCAGAGUAGAAAAAUUGAUAUUUCGGGUCUUGCCGUAGUUCGGCUCUGUGCCUAUGACCUGACUUUUGAGAUGUGUCUUGAAAGAAGUUACUAGUUUGCGAUGAUUCAUGAGUCCAAAUUAUUGUAUGCGGAAGUAUUCGUUCAAUAUUUUUAAAUUGAAAAUUUUGGUGUACGAAACAUCAUGAAAAGGAAGCCAGUUUUGGCAUUCAAUUUCUUCAAAGUACCUUGGCUUAUCAUUCUUAUAAAUUCUUGGUUCAUUUGCGGAGUGUUUGUUUUGAAACCGGUGUUUGAAACUUUUCCAGAAUUGAUGCAGUGAGCAAUGAUAUCAGUGGCUUUUGUGCGAACGGAAUGACGUUAACUUUUAUAAUGCUUAUGAUGGCUUUUGGAGCAUUAAGGUUUUUCUACGUCGAGCUGUUGCUGGCUAGUCUUCCCGCUCGAAAAUCGCUAUAGCCAAAAAUAGUGUCGUCUCUCUUUUCCACUUCUUUCCUUAAAAGUAUGACGUUUUUAGUUAGUUCCGGCGCUUGUAGCUUGAUUUCUGUGCUGGCGCUCACGAAGUUAAAAUUAGUGUUCCUAAUUUUUUUUAUUUUGAAAUUAUUUUGGUUUUGUAAAGGUAGAUUCUCGUUGUUGCUUCUUUAUUUCUUUGCUUGGUAAGUGUCGACGAGGAGUAGGAACAAUUUUAGUGACCCCGGUAGUUUUAAUAGCGUCUUGGAGUUUUUCUUCGUCCCACAAAUGAGUACUCUAAGAUGGGAUUUGGCUGAGAACUGAUCUAUAAUAAUUAUUUCUAGGCUCAUAUAGUUUCCGCCGCGAUUCAAUAAUUUCUGCGCGCUUCCCACAGGUGAAGUAAGUCGUCGGAUAUCGAGCGGAAAUCACUACCUGAAUGCAGCAGUUUUCGCAGAUUACCCGUGGCCUCUAGUUGUUGAUCAGCUAACUUCUUCAAAGCCUCCUGGAACUGGCCCAAAAGGCCAUGUGUAAUGGCACCAAAUGCAGAAUCACAUUUCCCGAGGAGAUCCUUUAACUGACUAGGUUGUGAGUGCUUAAACAAUGUUUUAAUACGUGAACAGCUAAACAACGGUGAGGCUUGUAGUUUUUUUUGUGAAUCGGCGUAUCCAAUUUUGUUAUGACACAUUAUCCCUUGUUGUUAUAGUACGAGUUCGGCUCUAGGUAUAGAUGGUUCAGCUUCCUUUGUAGCUAGCGCAAAAAUGUCUCAUUUAUUUUUCUCUGUACUAGCAGGUACGGAUGGCAAGACGAAUCCAGGGCUAGGUACUCGCCAGCUCGUGGUUUGAGAUUCCUCUUCAUUUUCUUUGUUAGCCGACAUCAUUUCGUGCCGGUUUUAAAUCAUACCUUCCAUUCGAUCGAGUCGAGAAUCAGUGUGCUCUCUUCUUGGUGAAUGUGAAGAAGAAGAAUAACAUCUGCAUUUAACGGAGUUUGAUGCUAGAGAUGCCGAGUGAGAACGGUCCAGUGAUGGCCUUGCUUUGGCUUAAUCUUCUGAAUCGGAAGAAGAUACUAGGCGCUUAGUGCGUUUUCGUUUAAUUAGUGGAGUUGUUUUAGGUCUCCUUUUAUUCUUUGAGUUUGAUCUAGACAAACUUUUAACUACUCUGUUUUGGUGUGAUUCAACGUCGGUUGAUAGAGCAUCUGAAAUCUGCUCUCUAGAAUGCACCGAUGCCCUUAUAGGCUCGACAGCUCUAUUAAUAAUUUUAGCUUGUCAAUUUAUCUAUUUAUAGUCACAUGAAUCGAAUUAAGUUAUAAGAGAUCAUAAUGCCUGCUACACAUGUAACGAUUUAUCGUAACGAUUAAACUGUGCAAAUCGACUUGCGCAGAUUUAUCGAACGUGUGUAUGACAAAUCGUUGUCGAUUAUCGUUCGUCGGUGGCAGUUGCAAUUUAUAUUAGAUAAAUCGUUAUCGAUUGCGUUUGCACAGUUUUAUCGUCGCGUGUGGAUGGCGAUCGCUCAGUUCGGCAGUAGGUACUUCACGGAGCUCGCAAGUGUGCGCACAUGCGGCUGACUCUUAAAUGGCAACAUGUCGGAAGAAGAAAGAGAAGGAUUAUCAUGAUCGCAACAAAAAAAAUGCCUAUAACAGGCUUGUCGAAAAAUACAAAGCCAUCGAACCAAAUGCCAAUCAAUAAUCUUAGAAGUACCUAAAAUAAAUAACUCAAUAAAAUUUCAAGUGCGUCAUAAUCUUCCAUCGUGGAUGACAUGUUUCUUGCGUGAGCUUCUGCGGAGAACAAACAAUCGACGCCGAUAUCGAAGGCGUGUGGAGUCACUAGGAACGUUCGAUUUAUCUGCACAGUUUGAAAUCGCUACGAUAUAUCGUUAUGUGUGUAGCAGGCAUAAGCGGUUGGGUGCAAAUUCCGGAUCAAUUCCCGGGCCGGUCGGGUCGAAACUCACGUCUGGUCGGGCCAAAACUCACGUCUGGUCGGAUCAGAGAUCAGGUCCGAUCGGGCCAAAACUCACAUCCGGUCGGGCCAUAACUCACGUCCAGUCGGGCCAUAACUCACGUCCAGUCGGGCCAAAAAUCAUGCCCGGUCGGGCCAAGCUUAUCGGGAUGCUAUUUUUGCACAAAUAGGAUUAACCACACGAAAGCCGUCUGGGCAUGAUCCCCCGGACCAAACUUGAUAUUCCAAAACUCAUUUUCGUAAAAUCGUCUGGGCCUGAGCCCGAGAUCGAAAAUAACACUUACAACUUUAUAUCUUAUUCGAAAUCUAAAAAAAGGAUAAACUUACCUUCAUUCCUGUAACGAACGUUACACAACGUGUUAUUUUACUUUUACUUUAUUCGCAUAAAGAAAAGAUGGCGGUCAGGAACACAGACAACAUGUCAUAAAGUAGAUCAAGACUAGCCAACGCACAGAUUCAGAUUAUAGAGAAACACAGAGUAGGUAAGUAAGUUAAAGGAAAAGGAUAGGAAAUAGCUGUACUCACCUACCUAACCACCAUAAUCGAGAGAGGUAAUCUCAAAGGUCAGGCCAUAGACACAGAGCUGAAAUAGACUAAUGAGAAACAUGUUAUUUUUGCAUGAAAAAAUGGCAGCACUGAUCAAAAUGGCUGUCACAAUUGACUUUUAACAUAAAGAAAUAUUAAUUUUCAUAUUUUUUUUCUCGAGUUCUAUUCGUUUCCGCCAAAUAGAUUUCGUGUACGUGUUUUCUAAUAAUGGAUACUUUGCGUGACAAAAAUUUCAGCUCGAUACUCACCACCACAAUUAAUGGAAAUCUGAGCCACUAAAAAAUCUUGUGAACAUUUUAUUUGCACCCACACCCCCUUUUAUUAUAAAUGAAGAAGGGUUAGAUUAAGUUAAGUAGAUGCUAAAUUAAUUAUAAUAAUUGAAAUGUUAUCUUGUUGUUGUGGUUGUUUAAUGUUUAUCAUAUAAUUAAGAAAAACUUGCCAUAAAUGAAACAGAUUGAGUACCUAACCACUGAAAUGCUUUAAUAUAUAUUACAAACCUAAGGCAGUAAGUCAAUUAAUUAACCUUUAGUUACUUUUUUAGUAAACAUUAAAUAUGCAGUAUGCCUCUCAGAGCUGCGUUCCAAACCUACACUCAAUGUGCACCAAAUGACAAAUUGGACAAACUUUCAUGUUUUAUGUCAAAAUUUAAACGUAAGGCUAAAAAGUUGCACCUGGAGCUAGGUUUGUAAUGCAGCUCAGAACAUGUUUUUAUAUAUAAGAUUAUUUUUAAGAAAAUUGGCUAACCAAAACUUUUAUGCCAUGCAAUAGUUAUAAAACAAUAUCGAAAUACUUGAUUCUAAUGAGGAUCAUUACUAGGACAGCAAAUCAACUCAAAAUCAACAGUAGAAUUAUCUAAUAAUAUUUUUAAUUAAUAUACUUUUUAAAUCAUCGAAAUCAGUUAAUUCGUUCCGAUUUUAAACUCAUUUUAGGGUGAGGCCAAACGAGCGUAAUUUUGUGAGUGGUGAGUCGCAGAAUUUCGGUCGCAGAAAUUCUGCUGCAUUCGGUUUCAUACAACCUUUUUGUAUCAGUUGGUGCCACACGACAACGCAAAAUGAGUUGUCUGCCGACUCAAUGCGCAUAAGCUCGUCCGAAUUUCGGUCGGGGUGAGGGUAGGGCAAGGAAGGGGAGUGGGGAAGCAAAAGUUUGUUACAAGUUGCGUGGUGUAAUAAUUUUUGAAAAACAUGUAAUGGCAUAUGAUAGUACUUUUCAAACAUAUCUGGAUUUGCACAUAAACGUUCAUAUAAAGUAUGGAACUGUCCACAUAUCAGCCUCUGACUAUUCAGUGGGUACCCAGUUUCUUUUUCUGGCCUCAUCUUCUGAAUAUGCUUCGUAAAUACACAAUAUUUUUAAUGGAUCCAUUGCACUCGACGACACGAACGCCCCGUACUAACGCUCAAUAGUAACUGAAUAAAUUACGUUCGUAUGGCAGCUCAACAGAAAUUCAGUUGAACGUAAAAUAAUAAGUGACCGAAAAUAAGCGACUCACAAAAUUACGCUCGUUUGGCUUCACCCUUAUAGUAGCCAAUAUUCACCGGCGACCGAAACGUGUGACGUCACAGAGCUCGAACGUGGUUCACUCCGGUCGAACUUCACUGGCGUCUCUACGCACGCUCGCUCCCGAGCGCUAGAGCUCUGUGACGUCACAGCCACCACGCGGCUACCACGGCGACAUGCUACGGCGACAAUUUGUUUAGUAAUUUGAUCAUAACUUCGUCAAUAUUUGUCGUAGAACAAAAUUCAACCACUGUGUUUUAUGGUAUCAUUAGCUCUAUAAAUCUGCAUUAUAAACUAAAAUCGUAAAGGAUCCUCGUUUGUAAUAAUGCACAGUUAACUGCAGAAAAGCAAACAAAGUAUAUUAUAUAAUUAUUGAAAAUAAUAUGAGUAUGUUAGAAGGUAUCUUACAAAUUGUUGUUUAUUAUAUAUUUACUUAAUAGUUACGAUUAUUAAUGUUAUGUUAACCACAUAUGUUGAAAGUUAAAAGCUAUUAUAUACAUAAUGUUUCUAGUGUUACUAAAAUUUAACGUCCCUUCAAGUUACAUUCACUACUACUUCUACAAGAAAAAAAAAAUUAUGACUAAGAACACCUCAACAAGUCUGUUUAAGCUUUCUUCAGUCAGUAAAAAGAGCAUUAUCACUGAAAAUUUAAAUUUGGUUUCAAUGCUUUGAGAGUAUGAUAGCAAUGUAUUCUUAGUGCAGACGUUUAUUUGUAAAUUUAUUCUGCUUUAUUUACUACAGUUUGUUCAUAUCUUCACCUGAUAGAAAGUGAGAAUAGUUAGAGACAGAUAGAGCACACACAGACAAUAAAUAAACAUACCCAAUUAUAAGAACAUUUUUUUUUUCGACUUCUUGCACCUAUAAUAAUGAAAAUAUGUAUUUCCUCUGCGGUCCUCUAAUUUAACUGUCUGGGUGUAACUAUUACUAAGUAGUUAAAUUGAUUUAAAGGGCAUAGAAAUUUUUUCAGCUUUUAGAUUGUUUUGGGUGUCGGGAGGUUUUUGUGCCUGUGUUAUUUCAAUAUUUUCCAAUUAAUACCUAGUAGUCGCACUAAAAACAACGCUUCAAUUGUGUUUAUGUUCAUUGAUACCAUUCUUAAGAGCACCCAAACACGCUAUAUCUGCUGUAAGUAGCUGGGAGAUAAGUACUAUGCUGCGCCAUCACCUAAAGGCCAAGUCAUGGAAAUACCACUACUAAAAAUUGCACCAAAUUUAAAAUCUACUACAUUAUUAUUUGUACCCUCAUUAAGUUGCAGUCAAUGCGCCGUUUGCACUACGUUUCUUUGUUUGCGAUUAUUAAAUCAUGUUUUUUUAACCGUCUUCAAAAAGGAGGAGGUUCUCAAACUCAGACAUAAUAUGAAAAAACUAUAAUAGCAUAAAAAAGUAAGGAUCAAGAAUCUGUAGAUUGAAAAUAAGUUUACGGGCUCAAGUCAUACUUAUUUAUAUUAUUGAUUACUUUGAAAUUUUCUAAUAUUGUAAAUUAUGUGAGUCACUGGAUUGAAUACCUACACAUCUUGACAGUCUACCUAUCACAAAAUAACGUUAGAUGAAGUAAAUAAUUCCAUUUCUUAUAUUUUAUUGUCCGUGAACGGCAGAAUUCGUACUAUAAACUGCUCAAUGUGAUACUUUAGUGAAGAAGCAAGAUGGCAACUAUGCUGUGUAUGUAGGUGUCGUAGUAUUUGUUAAAUCAAAAAUUACGGAAAAUUACUCAGGGGCGAUACCAUUCCUCAAUCUUACAAAAAAGAGAUAGGAUUUUUGCGAAAACGCGAAUUGCCAGUAAGAUUGCGAAAACAAACCUUGGCUUAUUAACAAUAUUUUUGGGUUCUUGGCUUCACAUGUGUUAGGACGAAAUGGACGGCGAAGCGCCAGAAAAAUAAUUUCGUUAACAGUAAGAUUGAGCAAUGUAAUCGCCAUUGUCUAAUUAUCAUAAUGGUAUCGAUUCCGACAUGAUUCUCUAAACCUAAACUUAAAUUUAACAACAGUCUUUCCUUUUCAUUCUGUAUAGAGUCUAUACAGAAUGAAAAGGAAAGACUGUUGUUAAAUUUAGUUUUAAGUUUAGAGAAUCACGCCAGAAUCGGCACCAAUAUUAUCCUACAACUUCAGGGUAGUCCAAUAAGUGAAUUCAAAUCUUAGCGGUAAAACCGAAAUUAUUAUAAAAUUCCACAUGCUAAAGUUAUUUUACAAGAAUUUCAAUUAAAUUUAAUUUGAAAUUGCAUUUUUAAAUUUAAUUUACCAUAACAAUGAUAAAAAGUGUUUCGAUGAUUUUUAGCCUAUGCGCCUUCGAAGGCCAAAAAAGGCUGAUUACGUACAAUAUUUUUCAUGUUAUUUGGUAGUUUAGAAGCAUGCGGAGUUUUUAAUUUUAGGCAGAAGCUAUGGAAACUCCUUUUUGUAUUUUUAAAUUGAAGUUGAAAAGACAUUGGGCAAAAAUGUAUGGACACUGCACCCAUGUCCGCCACGGCUUAAACUACAUUUAUUUGAAAGGUAUUAUAGUCAAGAUCAUCUGUGCCAAAGCGCAUCAAAUUCUAUCCCGGGGGUCUUUAGUUAUUUUAAGUUAAAUAUUUACAAGUACUAUAACGAAAGACAUUAAU